Messenger RNA from Myotis lucifugus (little brown bat), 825 nucleotides. It is a transcript of the gene MRPL34, whose product is annotated as mitochondrial ribosomal protein L34. Gene Ontology annotation, cellular component: mitochondrial large ribosomal subunit; ribosome. The record is from RefSeq and is a predicted model, not a curated record. The coding region runs from base 92 to 373 and encodes 93 amino acids. NCBI's taxonomy places the organism in Eukaryota, Metazoa, Chordata, Mammalia, Chiroptera, Vespertilionidae. Gene Ontology annotation, biological process: translation. Gene Ontology annotation, molecular function: structural constituent of ribosome. The transcript has 2 exons.
UACAUUUCCCAGAAGUCUCCGCUCCGCGGCUGCGGAGCCUGUGGGUUUCGGAAUAGUUGACGCGGACGGGCCGCGUGAUCCGAGGAUAGACAUGGCGCUCUUGGGCAGAUCCCUGAGUCGCCCGCUGUGUCCCUUCAGUAGGGCUCUCCUGGAUGUCAGGUGGCUCCAGCCCCAAACCUUGUUGCGGCUGCCCGACGCCUGGGGGCUCCCCGCCGCGCAGCCCAGCCGGGGCAAGGCACGCGGGAACGAGUACCAGCCGAGCAACAUCAAACGCAAGCACAAGCACGGCUGGAUCAAGCGCUUGAGCACACCGGCCGGCGUCCAGGUCAUUCUUCGCCGCAUGCUCAAGGGCCGAAAAUCGCUGAGCCACUGAGCGCCUCGCUGCCUCUGAGACCGCCCCCCCGCCCCCCCAUUAAAGCAUCUCCCUCGCUUCAGACCGCUCCUGCCGCUGUUCUUGUGAGGAGGUUGGAUGACUCAGACAUGAGUGCUCCUCCGAUUGUGGGGUUGGCCCAGGGCAAAAGUCUGGGGUUGGGCCAGAAAGGGGAAUAGGAAGUCAGAAUCCAACCUAUGGCAACAGUCCACGGAAUAGUACGUGAACCUCGUCGUGUGCCCACCCAUUUCUGACCACCAGUUACCUGCAGUCCCUCCUGCUCCCUCCUGUGUGUGUGUGUGUUUAAAGCAAAUCUCAGACAUGGUGUUAUUUCUUAUGGAAAUAUUUAAGAAUGCAUUUCUCCAAGAUAAGGACUCUUUGAAACAUAGUCACAAAAUUUCUCACACUUAGAAAAAGUAAUUCCUUAAUGUCAUUAAAUGUCUACUAAAUUGUCA